AUGAAUACGUGCGUGGGCAGCGGGGGAGGGGAGAGCAGCUAUCUUACUACUGCAGCCACUCGGAUGAAGCCCCGUAAACGCACCUCAUUCACCCACAAGCAGCAGAAGGCGCUGAAGGCUCUGUUUAGCCAGACCAGGUACCCGGAGAAGAAGGUCCUGAAAGCGCUGGCUGAGAGAUUCACACUGUGUGAGAAAUCAGUGAAGGCUUGGUUCAGGAACAGGCGGUUCAAAAUGAAGCAGCAGCAAAAGCAGGAAGAGCCACGAAGGCAGGAUGAAGAGCCACACAGCCCCCUUUCAUAUGAGUCCAUAGGUUCCUCUAACUCAUCAGAGGACGUUGACGUCCCAGAGGGUCCCACAGUUGAUUUCCAAGUGCAGGAACUUCAGUUGGAGAGGCUGGAGCCCUCAGUUCCUACUGUGUAUUCUAAUAUCUAUGACAUAACCCAAAUUACAGCACUGUACAGUUUUCUUGAUGAGGGUCAGGCUGCCAGCUGUUCCUUCAGCUGUCUGUAUCAGUAUCUUUCACCUGCAGGGUCCCGGCUAGCAAGACAGAGUGUCUCUCCAUGCACCUUUUGUGGUCCACUAGUAGGUCCAUCUACUGGACAAAGCUAUACACCCAGUGUGAUGAGCCAAGGCUCUACUGACCAGAGUCUCAGGCACCCUGACAGUCCAGAACCUUUUCAGUAA
Octodon degus (degu) is the source of this 684-nucleotide messenger RNA. RefSeq names its product arginine-fifty homeobox (gene Argfx). Bases 1 to 684 code for a protein of 227 amino acids. Gene Ontology annotation, biological process: regulation of transcription by RNA polymerase II. NCBI's taxonomy places the organism in Eukaryota, Metazoa, Chordata, Mammalia, Rodentia, Octodontidae. The record is from RefSeq and is a predicted model, not a curated record. Gene Ontology annotation, cellular component: nucleus. Gene Ontology annotation, molecular function: RNA polymerase II cis-regulatory region sequence-specific DNA binding; DNA-binding transcription factor activity, RNA polymerase II-specific. The transcript has 4 exons.